This is a messenger RNA of Oryzias melastigma (Indian medaka), 1902 nucleotides long. RefSeq names its product twinfilin-2. The record is from RefSeq and is a predicted model, not a curated record. The transcript is spliced from 9 exons. Bases 438 to 1496 code for a protein of 352 amino acids. Gene Ontology annotation, cellular component: actin filament; cytoplasm; myofibril. Gene Ontology annotation, biological process: barbed-end actin filament capping; actin filament depolymerization; positive regulation of neuron projection development. Gene Ontology annotation, molecular function: actin filament binding; actin monomer binding. Lineage: Eukaryota; Metazoa; Chordata; Actinopteri; Beloniformes; Adrianichthyidae.
CUAAGGUUUGUUUUAGAUUUUAGCCCCAUGUGCGAUUGAGUUUGAUAAUAUAUCGUCUCAAGAAGGGUUGAAGAAAUGAUGCUUAUUCAUCCCAAAGGGUGUAUUUGUGAGAACCCUAACCAGGUCAUGCUCUGGUAUUUCAAGCCUGUCUGCUCCGCUGACAGUCCUGCUGUGGAGCCCGGCCCGGACAGUCACAGGGGGCUAAAUUUGGAAGAGGCGAUCAGGUUCCCUCUCUGUGUGCACAUGACAGUGUCCCAGUUACUUGAGCAAUGUCCCUUCUCACACUGUCACGCUCCAACCGAGUCCAGACACAUUCAGCGAUCCUCCUCGGUGGCCAUCGCCUGCAAAUCAGGACGCCUUUACUUUGAUCAUUUUGAAUCUCCAUCCAAACCUCUCGUUUGCUGCACCGGUGGGAGAAGGACACUGCUGGCCCCGCCAUGUUUCUGGCAUUAGUGGUGACCCCACAGCUGAGGCAGUUCCUGGCCAGGGCAAGAGGUGGAGCGAUGCGCCUCAUCAAGGUGUGCAUCCAAGACGAGCAGCUGGUGCUGGGGGCCUACAGGGAUCCGCAACACAGCUGGGACCAGGAUUAUGAUCACUUCCUGCUUCCCCUUCUGGACGAGCAGCAGCCCUGCUAUAUCCUAUAUCGUCUCGACUCCCAGAAUGCAUUGGGCUAUGAGUGGAUCUUCAUCUCCUGGUCUCCUGACCAGUCUCCAGUCAAACAGAAGAUGCUGUACGCUGCCACCCGGGCCACAGUCAAGAAGGAGUUCGGCGGCGGCUACGUCAAGUACGAGAUGUUCGGCACCACGGAGGAGGACAUCUGUUUGCAGGGCUACAAGCAUCAUGUGUCCUCCUGCUCUGAUCCGGCCCCGCUCACGCUGGCCGAGCAGGAGCUGAAGCAGAUCAAAAUCACAGAGGGGCAGGUCAAACAGGUGAAGGCAGAGAUCAGCGUGGAAAGCAAACACCAGACGCUGCAGGGUUUAGCAUUUCCCCUGCAGGAGACGGCCAAAAGAGCCCUGCAGCAGCUCUCUCUCAGACACAUCAACUAUGUGCAAUUGAGGCUGGACACAGAAAAGGAAACGAUCGAGCUGGUUCACUCAAACCCGACGGAGACUCGGGAUCUGCCCCGUAGAGUUCCCAAAGACACUCCCAGAUAUCACUUUUUCCUUUACAAGCACUCCCAUGAAGGAGACUACCUGGAAUCCAUUGUGUUCAUAUACUCCAUGCCAGGAUACAGCUGCAGCAUUAAGGAGCGGAUGCUUUAUUCCAGCUGCAAGAGUCGGCUACUGGAGGAAGUGGAGAAGGAUUACCAGCUGGAAAUAUCUAAAAAGCUGGAGAUAGACGAUGGAGACGAGCUGACGGAGGAAUUUCUGUACGACGAGGUCCAUCCCAAGCAGUAUGCUCACAAGCAAGCCUUUGCAAAGCCCCGAGGCCCUGCAGGAAAGAGGGGACAUAAGCGUCUUAUUAAGGGAACAGGAGAGGCCAUACCGGAUAACUAAAGGCGAAUCAAAGCUCCGAGAAAGCUCUAACAGUGCUGUCUGCUGAUGUUACUGACUAAUUUACUCAGAAGAGCAAACACAGAAAUGCCUUUUUUUAAGUUAAUGUCCUGAAAAAUGAUUUUGGAAAACGUCCAGCUUUUUUUUUGUUUUGUGGUAUUCAUUACAUGACAAAUUAAGACAAUAAAUAAAUAGCAACAUUUGUAAAGAACUCAGGGUGACAUGAACACAGAUUUGUGCUUUUUGUGAAAAACAUUUGCAAUGUUUACAAAAUAAAACAAACAGUUUUGUUGUCUUGCUAAAGCACGGACAUGCAUUUGAAUGUAGCUGUAGGUACACAUUUUCUAUCAAUGUUUGUAAAAACUUGAGCAACAUCUGAAAAAAACAUAUCAAUAAAUGAAUGUUUGUA